Nanorana parkeri is the source of this 1663-nucleotide messenger RNA. Its product is annotated as solute carrier family 22 member 15-like. Gene Ontology annotation, cellular component: membrane. The record is from RefSeq and is a predicted model, not a curated record. Gene Ontology annotation, molecular function: transmembrane transporter activity. Gene Ontology annotation, biological process: transmembrane transport. The transcript is spliced from 12 exons. The coding region runs from base 146 to 1612 and encodes 488 amino acids. Lineage: Eukaryota; Metazoa; Chordata; Amphibia; Anura; Dicroglossidae.
AGAGCGUCACCGAGCCCACCAGAGCGAGGCUUGGACCGCACGGCUCGUUCGGGGUGCUCACCUGCAGUGUUGCCACGUCACCCAGCCCGGGCGUGACGUCACAGGUGCCGGUAAACAUGCUGCUCGGAGGCAUGUGACCUACCACAUGGACCUGGAUGAGGCUUUCCUGGCAGUCGGCGAGUUCGGCAGAUAUCAGAAGCGGCUGACCGGCUUCCUAGUGCUGCUGCAGGUGUAUGUGGCUUGUCAGUCAAUGCUGAUUGUCAUUGUGGGCGCUGUACCAGAAUAUCACAUUGAUAAGGAAGAAGGCCUCAGCGAUGAAGAUUUUAUCAAGCAUGUCCGAUAUGCAGAGAACUUCACCUCCAUAGUAUCUGAGUGGAACUUAAUUAACCAUCAAGCCUACAAGGUUAACUUGGCAUCUUCAUUACUAUUUGCUGGUCUGCUCAUUGGGAAUAUCGUGUUUGGACCUUUAUCUGAUAAACUGGGAAGAAGGCCGGUAUAUUUAAUAGGGCUGUUAUUUGAUGUCAUCUUUGGUUACCUAACGGCUUUGGCUCCAAGCUAUGGCCUUUUUGCCAUAUCACGAUUAUUUGUUGGGAUAAUGAAUGGUGGAAUGGCCUUGGUCUCUUUUGUAUUAACACAAGAGUAUGUGGGAAAAUCAUACUGGGCAUUAACUGGUUCCCUAACAAAUCUCACUUUUGCUAUUGGCAUAGCGAUAUAUGCCUUGUUGGGUUAUUACAUUCGAGACUGGAGACGACUUGCAUUUGUGGCCAACACGCCCGGUGUUUUCUUUUUUCUUCUUUCUUUUUUACUCCCUGAAUCCCCAAGAUGGUUAUACUCCCAUGGUCAUACGGACAAAGCAGAAGAAGUACUGCGGCAGAUAGCCCGUGGCAAUGGGAAAGACGGUUCUGCAGUCAGAUUAAAGAAAUGUAACAGAACCCCAAGAAGCGGUGACUCAGCGCACAGUGUCUUUGAUUUGGUGAAAUAUGGAGUGCUUUUCUGGAGAACGUUGCUUCUGAUGUAUAUCUGGUACGUCUGCAGUCUGGUGUAUUAUGGCUUGACCUUAAAUGCUGGGGAUCUAAAAGGCAAUCUCUAUUUGAAUGUGGCAUUGUCUGGCCUUGUGGAAGUUCCAGCAUUCCCCCUCUGCCUGUUUUUUAUUGAAAAGUCUUGGUCUGGACGAGGAAAAUCUACAGCUGGCUUUCUAAUAUUUGCUGGAAUUGCCUGCAUAUUUUCAAUGUUUUUACCAGACAAUAACAGUUUGGGUCUUAAUCCGGCCAUCCCUGCCUUACUUGGGAAGCUUUCCGUCAGUGCUGCCUUUAAUGUUGUUUACAUCUACACUUCUGAACUCUAUCCGACAGUAGUAAGGAAUGCAGGCCUGGGUGUGUGUGCCAUGGCAUGCAGAUUUGGUGGUAUCCUUGCUCCUUUUGUACCAUCCAUGAAAUCCCUUAAUCCAUCAAUGCCAUUCAUGGCAUUUGGAAUCAGCGGCAUAUCAGCAGGAAUCCUGAGUCUGUUACUGCCAGAAACACUUAAUAAGCCAAUUGCAGAGUGCAUUGAAGACCUACAGCCUCAUGCAUACCAAUUGUUAAACAAGAAAAAACAAGACGAGGAAACCACAUGAUUACAAGGCUGUAUUGUUUGAACAUAAAUACUUCUCUAGAAGUUUCGCUAG